Mercurialis annua (annual mercury) is the source of this 5530-nucleotide messenger RNA. RefSeq names its product pentatricopeptide repeat-containing protein At5g55840. Gene Ontology annotation, molecular function: protein binding. The coding region runs from base 270 to 3659 and encodes 1129 amino acids. The record is from RefSeq and is a predicted model, not a curated record. Lineage: Eukaryota; Viridiplantae; Streptophyta; Magnoliopsida; Malpighiales; Euphorbiaceae. The transcript is spliced from 10 exons.
ACCUACUAAAAAAACAAACUAGUAAAAAUGUCACAUAUCUUCCGCGCGGUGGUUCAACACAUCAACUCGACACAUAUUCGUUCUUCAACGCUUCUUUGUUCAAUUGAGGACUAUCUUUGGUAAGCUUUUUUCGGUUGGAUUAAGUUGCUGCACACCACCUGUUUGUUGUAUUUCCUGAACGAAAGUUCCUUAUUUUUUCACCUUUUAUUCUUAUUUUAUUUUGUUUGUAAAGCCUCUGUAAUGUAAAACAGAAAAGAAAAGACUCCUGAAUGAUGUCUUUCACAUUAUCAACUUCCAAAACAAUCUUUGGCUUCCUCCACAAGUUAUCAAAAUUGAGACCCUUUUGCUUCUGUGAGUACUCCACUCAAAGAUUGAGAAGUGAUCAUAUGCAUUCUGAAUUCGCCAAUGGAACAACCCCAGACAUGGAGCAAAGCAUAUACACUACGCUUACGGUAGACCGCUGGGAGUCACUGAACCACAUGGAAUAUAAGCUAGCUUCACUUAGGCCAGUUCAUGGGAGAUUAGCUUUGAGAUUCCUUAACUGGGUCAUUCAGCAGCGUGGUUUGGAACUUACUCACCUCACUCACAUGAUCUCCCUCACUACUCAUAUACUUGUGAGAGCUAGAAUGUAUGACCAUGCCAAAUCACUUUUAAAACAUCUCUCGCAAAUAGGUGUUAGUUCAGACUCUGUUUUUACUGCUUUAAUGAACACUUACCCCUUAUGCAAGUCAAACCCUUCUGUAUUUGAUCUCUUGAUUAGGGUUUAUUUGAGAGAAGGAAUGAUUAGUGAUGCUCUGGAUAUAUAUCGUUUGAUGGGUGUUCGAGGGUUCAACCCUUCUAUUUACACCUGUAAUAUGUUGCUGGGCUCACUGGUGAAGGAUAGGAGAGUUGGGGCAGUUUGGUUGUUUUUCAAGGAAAUGCUUCGUAGGAGGGUUUGUCCUAAUGUUUCCACUUUUAAUAUCUUAAUCAAUGUUUUGUGUGUGGAAGGGAAGCUUAAGAAAGCUGGUUAUCUCUUAAGAAAGAUGGAAGAAAGUGGUUAUGUGCCAUCUGUAGUUACUUACAAUACUGUGCUCAAUUGGUAUUGCAAGAAGGGUCGGUAUAAGGCAGCUUUUGAGUUAAUUGAACGGAUGGGGUCUAAGGGCAUUGAAGCAGAUGUUUGCACUUAUAAUAUGCUUGUUAAUGAUUUGUGCAGAAACAAUAGGACAGCAAAAGGUUAUUUACUUUUAAAAACGAUGAGGAAGAAAAUGAUAUAUCCUAAUGAAAUCACAUAUAAUACUAUAAUUGAUGGAUUUGUGAAGGAGGGAAAGAUUGAAGCUGCCACCAGGGUGUUUGAUGAGAUGUCUAUGCUCAAUCUUUUGCCCAAUCAUGUUACCUACAAUGCUUUGAUUGAUGGGCAUUGCCGUGAUGGUAGUUUUGAAAAAGCUUUGACAAUUUUGGAAAAGAUGGAAGCAGUGGGACUGAUUCCAAAUGAAAUUAGUUACGGUGCUCUUUUAAACGGUUUGUGCAGGCAUGCCAGAAUCGAAUCAGCAAAAAGUGUUUUUGAGAGAAUGAGAUUAAAUGGCAUGAUUGUUGGUUGUAUAUCAUACACAACAAUGAUUGAUGGCUUAUGCAAAAAUGGAUUUCUUUAUGAAGCUGUGCAGUUGCUUGAUAAGAUGUUCCAGGAUGGCAUAAUACCUGAUAUUAUCACAUUUUCUGUGCUAAUAAAUGGAUUUUGCAGUAGAGGGAAAGUUAAAAAUGUGAAGGAAAUAUUAUGUAGAAUGUACAAAGCCGGAUUUGCCCCAAAUUAUAUUAUUUAUACUAGUUUGAUUUAUAACUACUGCAAAACAAUGAAUGUUGAGGAAGCGUUUAAGGUGUAUGCAGCUAUGAGUCGCAUUGGCUGUGAUGCAAACCAUUUCAUAUGUAACGUGCUAGUAUCAUCUCUUUGUAGAGAUGGAAAGGUUGGAGAGGCAGAGUAUUUCUUGCAUCACAUGAGCAAUACCGGUAUAAUUCCUAACUCCGUCACUUUUGAUUGCAUUAUAAAUGGUUAUGCAAAUUUGGGCGAUGGAUUAAAAACACUUUCUAUGUUAGAUGAUAUGAUAAGAUUAGGUCAGCAUCCAAGUCAUUUCACAUACGGAGGUCUACUUAAAGGACUUUGCAGGGGUGGAAAUUUGGGAAUGGCAAAGAAAAUAUUGGAUAAACUUCACUAUAUUCCUUGUGUGGUUGACACUGUUACUUAUAAUACAAUUCUUGUAGAGAUAUUUAAAGUAGGGAAGUUGGCAGAUGCAGUGGCCCUCUUUGAUGAAAUGGUCAAGUGUAAUGUGUUGCCGGAUAGUUAUACAUAUACUAUUAUUCUUACUGGGUUAGUUCGAAGGGGAAAAAUGGUUGCUGCUCUUCACUUUUAUGGAAAUCUUCUGGGAAAAGGAACUGUAUCUCCUGGUAAGGUUAUGUUCACUAGUUUAGUUGACGGUUUUUUCAAGGCUGGUCAGUCAAAGGCUGCUUUGUAUUUCUAUGAAGAGAUGGAGAAAAAGGGCGUACAUCCUGAUGUUAUUGCAAUGAAUGUAACUAUGGACAGAUAUUCAAGGAUGGGGAAAAUGGAAAAGGUCAGUGAUCUCUUUAAAAUGAUGAGGAGCAGCAGUAGCAUAAUAUCCCCUAGUUUGGCUACGCAUAAUAUUCUCUUGCAUGGUUAUGCAAAGAAAAAGGAUUUGUUAAAAUGCUCUGAUAUGUAUAAUCUCAUGAUGAGGAUGGGGAACUUUCUUGACAAAUGGACUUGCCACUCUCUCAUUCUUGGACUUUGCCAGUCUGCUAUGCUAGAUAUCGGUCUAAAGCUAUUGAAAAAGAUGCUACUAGAGGGUUUUGUAGUUGAUCAGCAUACAUUUAACAUGCUUAUCAAUCAAUGUUGUCAAACUGGUGAAACGAAAAAAGUCUUCGACCUGAUAAACAUUAUGAAUUUAUUUGGCAUUUUUCCUGAUUUGACUACCCAAAACUCCAUCAUUAGUGGACUCAACAGAGUUUCGACUGUUCAAGAAUCUCAUCUUCUCUUGCGUGAUAUGUUGGAGAGGGGUUUUAUGCCUGACCGCAUACAUUAUAUUGCUUUAAUUAAUCGCAUGUGUAGAAUGGGGAAUAUUAAAGGAGCCCUCAUGUUAAAAGAUGAAAUGGAAGCAGUAGGCGUGAGUUCCAGAGAUGUUGCUGAGAGUGCUGUGGUAAGAGGGCUUGCCAAGUGUGGGAAGGUUGAAGAAGCAAAGCUGGUUCUUGAUUUUAUGCUUCGGAAGAGCCUGAUUCCUAGUCUUGCUACUUUUACAACUCUAAUGCACAUGUUCUGCAAGAACAAAAACCUUGCAGAAGCUAUGAAGUUGAGGGAUACUAUUGAACUUUGUGAUGUGAAACUUGAUGUCAUUGCUUACAAUGUUUUAAUUUCAGGCCUCUGUUCUGAUGGUGAUGUCGCUUCUGCACUAAAACUGUACGAAGAGAUAAAACAAAAGGGCCUCUUGCCCAAUAUGACAACCUAUCGCAUCCUUAUUGAUGCAAUUUUAACAUAUGAUAUUAGUCUUUCCAAAGGUGAAGUACUCUUGAAGGAUUUAUGUCAGAGGGGAGUGAUAUCUGGGUACUAUAGUGAAAGCAUCAAACAGGACUUGAUAAUAGCCAUGAAUAGGAUGAAGUCCAUGAAGCUGCACAGAAGUUGAUGUUGCCAAAACCGAGUUAGUUGCCAAAGUUGGUGAGUUAGAAACACAACUAUAUUAUUAUGUCAAGCGGCAAGGUGGUUAGGUUGGCUACUCAGAAAUUAUUUUGGGUUUGAUAGGUAGAAUGUGAGGGACAGGGGGAUGUUGGAGUCACCAUUGGACGGAUGGUAGCUUCUGCUAUUGCAGAUAGCAUGAAGGUGAAGAAAAUUGGAGGUGAGCCACUUUUGGAUGUCAGUGCACUAAUCUGCCUUCAAUGAUUGGCGUACACAGGGAUGGGACUACAGGUGCAAAGUGGGUUUUGCAUGUUGAGGUAUUUAAAAGAGUGAAAGUGUAUAGAAAGAAGGAUGACAGUGUAGGGUCAUGCUGCUAGAGAUAUUUCAAGUAAUGAUAAAAUUCGCAUCUCUAGAGUUCUGUUAGAAGCUGUCACUGCUUGACUGCAAGUGACAGCACUGUACAUAAUGCAUGGACUGCAAUGCUGAAGAAUUUGAUUGUGGCCACUUGUGGUAUUGGCAGUUGAACUUGAUUGUGGCCAAUUGUAGAUGAACAGUGUAGUUAUGCUUAUCUGCAUGUCAUGUCAUAAAGAUAGAGUUAUAAACUUGAGAGGGGGAAGUAAAGGCAGUAUGCUUACCAUCUCUAGAUCAGAGGUUUUAUCCCGAUAGGGCAUUGUCACUGGGAUAUGCUCUCCUCAAAGAGCUUGUUGAGGGCCUCAGAAUUAGACCAUCUCCGGUCGUCUCUGCCUAGUUAUCUGGUGGUUCUAAAGCUUGCAUGUAUAAGGGUUUUCGGGUAAUUUAGUGCAAACUUUAGAGAGUUAAUUCAUGCAAUGCUCAGUUCAAGCUAUUUUCUGUUCUGGUAAUCCUGAUCAUUCAAGGAACAUGUGAAGGUCAAAUAAAUCUGGAUGAUAGCCGAUUGUUCUGAAAUUGUUCUCUGGCCAUAUCUAUGACUCUAGGUUGAUUUUACAAGUGGUUUGGGUGCCCGAUUUGCUCUACACUUAAUCAUCCAAAAAUGCCUGGGCCAUCAAAACUUGUGUCUUGGUUUGCCAAAGAUGUUGUCUCUGGUCUAGAUGGUUUAUAUCUUACCAGGUUUGAAUCCCAGCGCACCGAGUAUUGGCAGACUUUGUACUCUUCAGUGGAAUUGGGGGCACUGUAUCUGAUUUUGUGCCCAGGGAAUGAUCACCUUGCUCUGCAUAUUUGCUCAACGUCUACAAGGUCGGCUUGUGAUGUGGAAUGUUUCCCCUCGUAUUGUUGUUAUGGAAGUUAAAAGGAUCUAUGAGUAAUUGAAACUAUUGAGAAUUAACAUAGCAUGACAGUGGAAGGAGGAGCUGUCUAUUGUCAAUUAACUCGAGUAUGAUUGCAUUCUCACUGGUUCAAUGAACGGGCAGCCAACUGCUUCUGCUCGUCAGCACGGCACUCCCCUCUUAAUGGAGUGAAAUGCAUCCGUGGAUCAAAACUUGAUUAACACAGAAAGCUUUAAAAUAACACCGUUAUGCAAUAUCAGAGCCCAAGUGUUCCGUUUUCUAUAUCCGUGUCCGUGCUACAUAGCGGGCCAUUUGCUCGCAUGAAGUAAAAAUGUAGAGGAACCUGUAGGAAUAUAGAAUCAGAUGUGCACAUAUUUUUCCAUUGUGAUAAGGCUAGAGAGAACAGAGAGUCUGAGAGAUGACUCAGCAGUCAGCAGCAGAUAUUUGGUGGAGGUUAGUUAUGUCAAUCAAUCAGCAGUCAGCAUUCACUUUGUGGAACAUCUAUUAAAAUUAUUAUAAUAGAUUUACGCAACAAAAUUUGAGAUGAAUGUAUAUGAUAUUUGUUAGUAUGAUACAUCGAUAAUGAAGAUAUUUUAGAAUUUUUUGAAAAUAUAAGUUAAAUCGACGGAAUCGAUUCUCA